AAAUAACAAAGUCUAAAGUCGUCCCGAGUUAGAUUUUAUUAACUGAAACAUGAGAAUCAGCUUAAUGACUUAAUCCAAUCCAAACUUUUUUUUUUUUUUUUUUUUUUUAAACCUAAAAUUCAGCUUGAAACUAACUUAAUUGACUCAGUAAAAAAAAUUGUUGUCAAUAUGUCAUUAUCAUAUUUUGCCAAUAGUAACACCACCAUUUAAGCAAGUCACUCAUUUAUCAUAAUCCAAACUUCAGAAAAAACUCGAAACCUUCGAAAAAAAAUCUGUAAAAAUCAUGUCUUUCUCCAUUAGAACACCUUCCUUUCUUCUUCUCCCCAAUUUCAGAAAUCCUCUAAAACCCUCAACAAAUCCUCUAAAACCCUCAACAAAUCCUCUUUCUCUCUCCUUCUACCCUCAAUCUCAAAAUUUCCUCUGUUUCAGCAAAGGAGACAACAACCCAAAUAAACUCAACAAAAUCAGUGAUUCAGACUUAGCUUCAGACUUUGCUGCAGAAGUCAAUAAGCUAAAUACCCAGUCAAAGGAGAGAGAAAAUGCUAUGAAGAUAAGCAAACAGCUGCUUUUCUCUGACCUCUGCAACUACCUUGAUAUGAACCCAGAUGAUGUCAUGAACAAAUGGAGGAAUUUGAGCCCAGAUGAUAAACUGGGUUUGGUUAAAGGGUUUGUUUCUGAUUGGGGUUUGAAUUUUCAUCCAUUAUCACCUAAAUCUGUUAAAGAUUUGGUUGAAGAAUUUGUGAUGAAUGAUUCAAAGGAGAAUGAAAGUUCAGAUUUUUGUCAGAAAGAUGAGUUUAAAUCGAGUAAUUCUGAUGUAUUUUUUCCUACUUUGAAGAAAUUAAUCAUGGGGUUUUCCCCUUAUAAUUAGUGUUAUUGGAGGAAUUGUUUGAUUUUUGGUUCUUUGAAUUUUUGGGGAUUAUUUCUCUAUUUGUUUAGUUUGAUUAUCCUCGACUUUAUUGAAUAUGUUGAUUAUGAACAAUGCUUCCCUUCAAUUGGAGCUGUUUUUGCAGA
Messenger RNA from Chenopodium quinoa (quinoa), 1011 nucleotides. RefSeq lists its product as uncharacterized. The transcript has a single exon. The record is from RefSeq and is a predicted model, not a curated record. Bases 284 to 868 code for a protein of 194 amino acids. Lineage: Eukaryota; Viridiplantae; Streptophyta; Magnoliopsida; Caryophyllales; Amaranthaceae.